AGCUUUGGAACAACACAACCCAAACUAGAAGGCAAACGCCAGAGUCCUGCUGUCACACUCCAGUCCAGAUGGUGGCAGUACUGCAUAGUUUUAUGGUUGGUUUGUCAAACACUAGGAGUUCGCCAGUAAGAAGAUUUCACAGGAGUGCACGGAAAAGUUGCGGCUGAUUCGAGAAAGGCAGAGUUACGUCGACAUUGCUGUGAUAAACACUGCCUAACGUCCUAUCAGACAUAAACAACAGAAUAUCAGAUCUCUGUGUGCACAUUUAUAUGAGGGUCGUUUUAAGUCAUAGUAUCAUAACGUCUUAGCCUGCUUCGUUAGCUCCCUACGUUAGCCUACUUGAAUGCAUCCGCCCUAGGCAAGUGAAAGCUGCGGAGACCGUCAGUUACUCCGUGCGAAAUACAAUGUUCCAAUUAGACGAUGAAAACAAAGCUUGAAAGCCACUCUCUAUUUGUCUCUGUGUUGAAUUAAAUCGGGAGUAGGAGGACAGGCUUCCCUGGCCAUAUAGUAAGCUCUGGACGAGAUAAUCUCUUUUCGGUUGCUAACAUGAAUCUUGGACUGCCGACACACCAGGUACCCCUGAGACUGACAGUGAAAGAAGAGGACAUAAAAGAAGAGGAAUAUGGACAAAUGAUUACAUGGCAAGAUGAUGAAGAAAAGCCCAUUGCAGAUCUUCACUGUAAAACGGAAUCAGACUUCACAGAGUCACUAAGCUCCACUCAUAAUGAAAUACUACAGACAACAGUGGAGGUUAAAGUGAUGAAAGAGGAGGAUGAGCAAGAACACAACGAUUGUCCUCUGGAAAGAAACUCUGGACGGGAUCAUCUGUUGUCCGUUGCUAACAUGAAUCUGGGACUACCGUUGAGACCUGGCUGUGAUGAGACACACCAGGUACCUCUGAUACUGACAGUGAAAGAAGAGGACAUAAAAGAAGAGGAAUACGGACAUAUGAUUACAUGCCAAGAUGAAGAAGAAAAGCCCAUUGCAGAUCUUCACUGUAAAACGGAAUCAGACUUCACAGAGUCACUAAGCUCCACUCAUAAUGAAAUACUACAGACAACAGUGGAGGUUAAAGUGAAGAAAGAGGAGGAUGAGCAACAACACAACGAUUGUCUUCUGGAAAGUGCAUCAGAACAUCCAGAUGGAACACAACAGAAGAUCCAUGGACAGAAUGAUGAACUCAACCAGCAACUCAAUGGAAGGCCGUACCACUGCACAGUCUGCAGGAAGAGCUUCACGGUCCUGAGAGAACUCGAGGAACACCAGGAAACACACACUCUUAGUGUUAAUCAAAAGCAGAACACUGAUGAGAAGCCUCAUAAAUGUGCCCAGUGUGGUAAAGCAUUUUCACGCGUUUCACAUCUUAAAACACAUAUGCUAACACACACUGGAGAGAAGCCUCAUAAUUGUCCACAUUGUGGAAAAGUAUUUACAUGUUCCUCAAGUCUUCAAAGGCAUAUACUAAUACACACUGGAGUAAAGCCUCAUAAAUGUGCCCAGUGUGGAAAAGCAUUUUCAUGCAUUUCAGAUCUUAAAAAACAUAUGCAAAUACACACUGGAGAGAAGCCUCAUAAAUGUGCCCAGUGUGGAAAAGCAUUUACAUAUUCUUCAAAUCUUCAAAGGCAUAUGGUAGGACACACUGGGAUGAAGCUUCAUGUAUGUGCCCAGUGUGGAAAAGCAUUUUCAUACGUUUCACAUUUAAAAAAACAUAUGCUAAUACACACUGGGGAGAAGUCUUUUAAAUGUGACCAGUGUGAAAAAGCAUUUUCACGCAUUUCACAUCUUAAAACACAUAUGCUGAUACACACAGGAGAGAAGCCUCAUAAAUGUGCCCAGUGUGGAAAAGCUUUUUCACGCCUUCCAGAUCUUAAAAAACAUAUGCUAAUACACACUGGAGUGAAGCCUCAUAAAUGUGUCCAGUGUGGAAAAGCAUUUUCACGUGUUUCACAUCUUAAAACACAUAUGCUAAUACACACUGGAGAGAAGCCUCAUAAUUGUCCACAUUGUGGAAAAGUAUUUACUUGUCCCUCAAAUCUUCAUAAGCAUAUACUAACACACACUGGACAGAAGCUUCAUAAAUGUGCCCAGUGUGGAAAAGCAUUUUCACGCGUUUCACAUCUUAAAACACAUAUGCUAAUACACACUGGAGAGAAGCCUCAUAAUUGUCCCCAUUGUGGAAAAGCCUUUACAUGUUCAUCAAAUCUUCAAAGGCAUAUAAUUAUGCAUACCGGACAGAAUCUUCAUAAUUGUGCCCAGUGUGAAAAAGCAUUUCCACACGUUUCAAAUCUUAAAAUCCACAUGCGAAUACACACUGGAGAGAAGCCUCAUAAAUGUGCCCAGUGUGGAAAAGCCUUUACAACCUCCUCACAACUUAACGUCCAUAUGCCAAUACACACUAGGGAGAAGUCUUUUAAAUGUGACCAGUGUGAAAAAGCAUUUUCACGCAUUUCACAUCUUAAAAAACAUAGACUAAUACACACAGGAGUGAAGCUUCAAAAACGUGCCCAGUGUGAAAAAGCAUUCACUAGGUCAUCAAGUCUGAAAUGCCAUCAGCGUUUGCACAGUGAUGAAAAGGCCACUUAAAUGCUUGAAUUCUGAAGUUUGCAGUUGUCAAAUGCAUAUGUUGAUACUCAGUUGAUGCCAGUGUGGAAAAACUCCUAAACAAGCUGGGUCUUUAAAACGUCACCUUAUAGUACAUGGCAGUAAAGGUCCACAUAAAUGUGUGUGUGUGUGUGUGUGUAAAAGAAGACUGGAGUGAAGCCUCUUGAAGGUGCCCAGUGUGGAAAAACACACACACACUCAGGUAGAGUAGGAACAACCUCUACAACUCUUUAGAAACACAUAGUGGAGAAAAGCAUUUGUACGCCAUAGUGGUCUGAAAAAUAAUAUGCUUUUAAAUAAUAACUUUGUGAUAAAGCAUUUAGAUACAGAUCAAGCCUUAUUGUGCAUGAAUUCACAGGUACAAGAAAGCACUCAUAUAUUUUCUCGCUCCCACACAUACACACACACACACACAC
Molecule: messenger RNA, 3017 nt
Organism: Clupea harengus (Atlantic herring)
Lineage: Eukaryota; Metazoa; Chordata; Actinopteri; Clupeiformes; Clupeidae
Product: zinc finger protein 708-like
Exons: 3
Coding region: 547-2583 (678 amino acids)
Molecular function (GO): protein dimerization activity
Source: RefSeq, a predicted model, not a curated record